CUCACGUCUCCGCAGUUACAACAGCAAGUUCACCAAUCUGUAAACGUCAUGCUUCCCAAGUCUCUGGUUGUGGCAAUGAAUACCAUGCUGUAUAAGAUGAGCUUCCCGUAUUCCUGAGCUCUGAUUUUCUCUGUGUCCCGCGUCAGCACAGUUCAAAAGAUGUUUUUCAAAGCAGGUGUCGCUGUUGGUUUCAUCGCCGCAGCUUCUGCUGUUCCGCAAGCAGCCACUACAACCUCAAGCCCUACUGCCUCCUCCACAGGGUAUCCUCUUCCUUAUUCCUACCCUCAACAGCCUUCCGUCAACAGCGCUGCUAUCUCUUCAGUCGCUUCACAUGCAGGAAUUCCAGCAUCUGAAAUUCCCGGCGCAACGAAUGCCGUCCCACCGAUUGUGAGCAGCCAAGUCACUGGCGUUACUUCUCAUGGACCAUACUCCGGGCCUCCUCCCACUACUACCGGCGCAAUCAGCAACUCCCCAGCUGGUACAGCGAUCCCAAUGCUUCCACCAAAUCCUACCGCACUGGUAUACAACCCCAACGGCACGUUGAACAACCAGCAGCCCAUCCCCUACCAGCCAGCCGGUGGUCUGGGCACCAACGGCACUGAGCCCGUUUACCGUGUUCAGUCCGACUUCGACUACCAGUCCAUCCUCCUAGGCUUGUACCAGGAGUGGAUCGAGUUGGAUCUUUUCCAUAAUAUUCUCGCUACAUUCUCUGAGGAGGAGUUCACGGCUGCAGGCUUGACUCCAAGUGACAGAUUUCUCAUCGAGUUCAUGGCUGAUCAAGAGUCUGGACACGCAACCCUGCUCUCCAAUUUGCUCGGUGGACCAAGCGGUGCUACCCCACAAUGCACAUACAAUUACCCCUUCACCACCGUCCACGAAGCCUUCGACUUCACCCAAAAGCUAACCCGCUUUGGCGAGUCUGGCGUCUGGGGUUUCCAAGCGCACCUCGACUCCCGCGAGUGCGCGCAACUCCUCGACCAAUCCAUCGCCACCGAAGCCCGCCAACAGAUGAUCUUCCGACAAUUCGCAGGCCUGUUCCCCAUGCCCGUUUGGUUCGAGACUGGGAUUCCUCAGUCGUGGGCUUGGACCCUUCUAGCGCCGUAUAUUUCAGAGUGCCCGGCGAACAGCAAGAGAUUGGUCUGGCAGAACUUCCCCGCGUUGCAUGUGUUGAAUCAACCGAAUAGCGCGAGGAGAAAUGCGACGCAGACGGGGUUCAAUGAGACGACGGGAUUUGGACCUGCAGCUCCGAGUAGUGAUCCACCCGCGAACGAGACUUGUGUUGGGUAUAAUGUUACCGGCUUUGAUUGUUCUGCAUCAGUCAGCCAGAACAGAUCAGUUCCGCUUUCAUACCCUGGACGAGAAGUCUUCUUGAGCUGGGAGAACCCAGGUAAGGCUGUUGGACCGAAUAACAGUUAUAUCACAGCAACCAGUGCUGGGCCUCCGGAGUUUGUCCUCUGGGUCAGCCAGUUGAAUAUCACGUACUCGCCGCUCACCAAUAUUACUGCGAGGAAUGGGAUGAACUACGGGCAGACGAUUCAGCCUGACGUUUCAACUUAUGAGGGAGAUCCAGCUAUCAACGGCACGAUGUUUAUUGCUCUCACUGACACGAAUACCUCGUACACGGCGUUCAACCUCAGCAAUGUCAACCCACAUGUUGCUGCUGGGCCGUUUCUGUACCAGGCUGGAUAAAAGACUCGUCAAGAGCAAACGAACUCAAUACCAAGCAUGAUGAGUGGGAUAUCUCUGGCA
Molecule: messenger RNA, 1749 nt
Organism: Hyaloscypha bicolor E
Lineage: Eukaryota; Fungi; Ascomycota; Leotiomycetes; Helotiales; Hyaloscyphaceae
Exons: 3
Coding region: 160-1689 (509 amino acids)
Source: RefSeq, a predicted model, not a curated record